AUGCAGGCUUUGAUAUUUGCUGUAAAGGAGAUCAACUCAGAUCCCAAUCUCCUUUCCAACAUCACACUGGGCUUCCAGGUUUUCGACACCUGCCUGACAUUAAGGAAAGCGAUACAAGCCACUCUUCAGAUUAUGUCAGGCAGAAAGGAAAUCACCCCAAAUUACCACUGCUACAAAGAUUCCCCCCUUGCAGCGAUCAUUGGUGACUCUGAGAGUACUGGAUCAAUUCUUAUGGCACAGAUUUUGGGACUGAAAAGAUUUCCUCAGAUUAGUUAUUUUGCCACAAACCCUAUGCUCAGCGAUCGUGGCUUGUUUCCAUCCUUUCUACGCACCAUACCUAGUGAUGAAUUUCAAAUGAAUGGUUUAGCCCAGCUGGUGUUACAUUUUGGUUGGUCUUGGGUUGGUGUCUUGGCCAGUGAUAAUGAUUAUGGUCAGUACGGGCUUCAGAUGGUAAAGCAAGAAAUAAUACAUGGGGGUGCCUGUGUGGCCUUUUCUGAAAAUAUUUUGACAGCUCAGCCAAAUAGGAAUGCUCCUCAUCUUGUCCAAAUCAUUGCAAAGUCAACUGCAAACGUUGUUAUUGUGAUUACCUCUGAUGUUGAUUUUGUGAUUGUACUGGAAGAAAUAUUGCGGCAGAAUGUAACCGGCAUCACCUGGGUGGCCAGUGAAGCUCUGGCAACUUCAGAUUUACUCUCCAAGGAACGAUUCAGAGAGAUAUUACUGGGAACCAUUGGUUUGGCCAUCCAUAGUGGGAAUUUACCAGAGUUCAGCAAGUAUCUUAACAGCCUUCAUCCAGUAGAACACCAUCAUGAUUUAUUUAUAAGAGAAUUUUGGGAGACUAUCUUCUCCUGUUAUUGGCCAUAUCAGAACACUUUAGUUACACUGCUAAACAGUUCUACAGUGCAAACAUGUACAGGAAAGGAGAAGCUGGAAAGUCUACCGACUGAUAAAGGGCACAGGGUAUCUCUCAAUGUAUACACUGCUGUUUAUGCCAUUGCAUGGGCUCUACAGAAUUUGCUUACGUGUAAACCUGGAACUGGUCCAUUUGCUGAUGGUUCCUGUGCCUCCAUCUCUACAUUUCAACCUUGGCAGAUUCCUCUUUCCAAAUGUAGCCCAAGUUGUUCUCCUGGAUUUAGACAGAUGAUAGUUCCUGGAGAACCUCUUUGUUGCUAUGACUGUGCUCGGUGUCCCCAGGGACAUAUUUCAAACCAAACAGAUGCUGUGGAAUGUCAUCCAUGUUCUUGGGACACAUGGCCUGAUCUACAUCGAAUAAAAUGUGUGCCGAAAACUACAGAAUUCCUUUCCUUUGAAGAACCUUUGGGUUAUGGCUUAACAAGCACUGUCAUGAUUUCUUCUCCAAUACCACUUUUUAUUUUGGGAAUUUUUAUUUGUUACAAAAAAACACCAAUAAUCCGAGCCAACAACUAUUCCCUUAGUUGUCUUCUCCUGCUUUCCCUGUUCCUCUGUUUUCUUUGCUCUUUAGGUUUCAUUGGUUACCCACAGCCUGAAAUGUGUCUUCUGCACCAGGUGUCAUUUGGGAUGGUUUUUUCUCUCUGCAUCUCCUGUAUUCUGGCCAAAACCAUUACUGUUAUCAUUGCCUUUAAAGCAACCAAACCUGGAAGUGGGUUAAGAAAAUGGACAGGGGUAAAUGUGUCCUACUAUGUCAUUGGAUUUUGUAUCCUUAUUCAAUUAUUUCUGUGUGUGAUAUGGCUGAUAUUUUCUCCCCCCUUCCCUGAAUAUGACACGGAUACCAAACCUGGAAUCAUCAUUGUGGUUUGCAAUGAAGGGUCACCAACAGCUUUCUGGUGCAUGCUGGGAUAUCUUGGUGUCUUGGCCGUGAUUAGCUUUAUUGUUGCUUUUCUGGCCAGACGACUCCCUGACAGUUACAAUGAAGCCAAAUUUAUCACAUUCAGUAUGUUGGCUUUCCUCAGUGUCUGGGUGUCCUUUAUCCCAGCCUAUCUCAGUGCACGGGGCAUGUAUACUGUGGCAAUGGAGGUCUUUGCCAUUCUGUCUUCCAGCUGGGCUUUGGUGGUUUGUAUCUUUGUGCCAAAAUGUUAUAUUGUAUUGUUCAAACCCAAUGUAAACUCAAGAAAACAUCUCCUUGGAAAAAGAGGUCCAAUGUGA
This is a messenger RNA of Xenopus laevis (African clawed frog), 2121 nucleotides long. Its product is annotated as extracellular calcium-sensing receptor. Bases 1 to 2121 code for a protein of 706 amino acids. The record is from RefSeq and is a predicted model, not a curated record. NCBI's taxonomy places the organism in Eukaryota, Metazoa, Chordata, Amphibia, Anura, Pipidae. The transcript has 4 exons.